AUGUGCAAGAAGGCAGCUUGCGACACAUGCAACAAAACGACAUGGUGGGGCUGCGGCAAGCAUGUCUCGGGCGUCAUGAGCCACGUGCCGGCCUCGGAGUGGUGCACAUGCGCUCCGCGCGUGCAGGUCGACGACAAGACAUAUCCACCCAUGGGCACGCUUGCGGCCGCGUGA
Molecule: messenger RNA, 174 nt
Organism: Ascochyta rabiei
Lineage: Eukaryota; Fungi; Ascomycota; Dothideomycetes; Pleosporales; Didymellaceae
Exons: 2
Coding region: 1-174 (57 amino acids)
Source: RefSeq, a predicted model, not a curated record